Messenger RNA from Amaranthus tricolor (Joseph's coat), 2066 nucleotides. RefSeq lists its product as uncharacterized. NCBI's taxonomy places the organism in Eukaryota, Viridiplantae, Streptophyta, Magnoliopsida, Caryophyllales, Amaranthaceae. Gene Ontology annotation, molecular function: 5'-nucleotidase activity. The transcript has 13 exons. The record is from RefSeq and is a predicted model, not a curated record. Bases 179 to 1804 code for a protein of 541 amino acids.
AGGGCAGCCAAGCCUUUCACGGACUUUCAAUUGGCCCGGUCCACAUCGAACCGUCGAAAGUCUCCGUAGUAUUCAACUCUCCCUUUUUCUUCUUUACUUCCAUUUCCGCCUCUCCAGUCUCAAUGCAGCACAAAUCUCCAUCAUCAAUGUAACACUUCACCAAUUUCUCCUUUCUUCCAUGGCUGCCCUUCGCAAGCUACUUCCUUCUCGCACAUUCCAUUUUUACCAUCGCAAUUCCAUUACUUCGCCUUCCUCUCCUAUUAAAGGAUUUCUAGAAAGUUUACGGUAUUUGGGUGAUCAGAAAGUACUGAAAAUCGAAGAUGUCAUGAUCGAUGAUGAUGUUGAGAAAAUUCGGCGUGAAUUUGAUGCUGCUAAGCAUAGUUUCCUCAAAAUUCCUCAGACUCUCAAUUUUAUGCCUAAGAUGAAUCCUGAAGGGAUUUAUGUGAACAAGAAUUUACGAUUGGACAACAUUCAAGUCUAUGGGUUUGACUAUGAUUAUACACUAGCACAUUACUCAGCUAAUUUACAGACUUUGAUUUAUGACCUUGCCAAGGAACAUUUAGUCAAUGAGCUUAGGUAUCCAGAUAGCUGCUUGAAGUUCAAGUAUGACCAUAGCUUCCCUAUUAGAGGCUUAUAUUAUGACAAGCUAAAAGGGUGUCUAUUAAAAUUGGAUUUUUUCGGGUCAAUUGAGCCAGAUGGAUGCUACUUUGGACGUCGUAAGCUUAGGAGGGAGGAGAUAAUUGAGAUAUAUGGAACAAGACAUAUUGGUCGUCACCAAGCACGAGGACUUGUUAGUUUGAUGGAUUUCUUCUGCUUUAGUGAGGCCUGCUUGAUCGCAGACAUUGUGCAACAUUUUGUUGAUGAAAAGUUGGAAUUUGAUGCUUCUUAUGUAUAUCAUGAUGUCAACCAUGCAAUUCAGCAUGUUCAUAGAAGUGGAGCCGCUCAUAAGGCAAUCCUUUCUGAUCCUCAGAGAUAUCUUGUUAAAAAUGGCCAGAUGUAUUACUUUCUAAAGAUGCUAAGGGAGAAAGGAAAGAAACUAUUCUUGCUAACCAAUUCACCUUAUUAUUUUGUCGAUGGUGGGAUGCGCUUUCUAUUGGAGGAUUCUUUGGGUUUUGGUGACUCUUGGAAAGAACUUUUUGAUGUAGUCAUUGCCAAAGCUAACAAGCCAGACUUUUAUACUUCAGAGCGACCAUUCCGAUGUUAUGAUACAAGCAAGGACACACUAGCAUUCUCCAAGGUGGAUACGUUCCUUCCCAAAAAAGUAUAUUACCAUGGGUGCCUCAAAUCCUUCCUUCAAAUUACAAAGUGGCAUGGUCCAGAGGUCAUAUAUUUUGGUGACCAUCUGUUUAGUGAUCUUAGAGGGCCUUCAAAGGCAGGGUGGCGUACUGCUGCUAUCAUUUAUGAACUGGAAAAUGAAAUACGAAUUCAGAAUGAAGAUGAUUACCGUUUUGAGCAGGCAAAAUUUCACAUUAUCCAAGAACUUCUUGGUAGGUUGCAUGCAACUGUUAUUGAUUCUCACAAAAGUGAAGCCUACAAGUCUCUUAUGGACGAACUCAAUGAAGAGAGGCAAAAGUCACGCUGCACGAUGAAAAAUAUGUUUAACAAAGCUUUCGGAGCAACUUUUCUCACUGACACUGGUCAAGAAUCCUCGUUUGCCUAUCACAUCCAUCAGUACGCAGAUGUUUACACCAGUAAGCCAGAAAAUUUCUUGUUCUAUCCACCUGAAGCCUGGCUUCACGUACCCUUUGAUGUUAAAAUCAUGCCACAUCACGUGAAGGUACCUUCUAGCUUCUUCAAGACGUAGGUUGGAGGCGUUCCUUUCAGAUUUAGGACCGGUCUUUUUAGCUGACCUCAAAUUUUGUUCUUCUGAAGUCUACUAGCUCACCCCAAAUUGGUUUUCCUUUUUGGAUGGAAGUUGUAAUUUUCAAUAUCCCAAUUCAAUUUUGGGCAUGUACUUUUUUUCUAUUCCUACUAAAUGAUAACAAUUAAUUUUGCCUCAGAUGUCUAAAUGUCAUUUUGGAAAAUUUAUGAAUAUAAUAUGAGUUCUUAAAUUUUUUUUUAUUCUU